AGAGAGAGCUGAACGUCUUCGUUGGACUCGCUGCUGCUUCUCCGGGUCUGAGCUCCGUCCUCUGCACACAGCGCUUCUUCUCCAGUCAGGCAAAACCUGAAGGACUAUGACGGAUAGAACAUCUCCCAUUUCAAGGUGAUCCUGCUGGGAAGAUAAAACUUUUGUGACCCGUACAUCCUACACUUCCUCCAGAGAAAUGAGGACUAUCUUGCUGGGCAUUGUGUGGCUCUGUCUUGGCCUGUCCCUGGAUGCUUGGUCUUUAAGUGGACGGCAAAUAGAGACAGUUGGUGGAGAGGGAACUGAAGAAGAGGUCAGAGGAGAGAAUCUGCUCAAAAGAGUGAGACGAGGCUGGAUGUGGAACCAGUUUUUCCUGCAGGAGGAGUAUACAGGAAGCGAUUACCAGUACAUUGGCAAGCUCCAGUCGGACCAGGACUACGGCAAUGGCGUAGUCAAGUACAUUCUGUCUGGCGAGGGGGCCGGCAGCCUCUUUGUCAUCGACGAGAAUAACGGGGACCUGCAUGCCACUCGCCGCCUGGAUCGUGAGGAGAAGGCUUUUUAUAUCCUCAGAGCCACAGUGGUCAACAAAAAGACAGGUCUGAAGCUGGAGCCAGAGACCGAGUUCACCGUCAAACUCCACGACAUCAACGACAACGAGCCGAAGUUCAGCAAAGAAGUUUACACCGGCAGUGUGCCUGAGAGCUCUGAUAUUGGUACAUCAGUGAUCCAGGUGACGGCUACAGAUGCUGAUGAUGGUAUGUAUGGGAGCAGUGCCAAACUGGUCUACAGCAUCAGCCAGGGACACCCGUACUUUUCUGUGGACCCAAACACAGGUGUGAUCCGGACAGCCUUGGGUCCUGGCGACAUGGACCGCGAGCAGAGGGAGCACUAUCAGGUGGUGAUUGAAGCUAAAGACAUGGCUGGACAGAGAGGAGGGCUCACUGGAGCCACCGUGGUUAACAUAACCCUCACCGAUGUCAACGACAACCCUCCCCGCUUCACUCAGAGUAUUCACCAGUUCAGAGUACCUGAGUCGUCCAUGUCCGGCACUCCAGUCGGGAGAAUUCUAGCCACUGACAGAGACAUCGGGAAGAACGCCGAGAUGUCUUUCACCAUCGUUAGUGGAGACGGCAUGGACGUAUUCGACAUCUCCACUGACAAAGACACACAGGAGGGAGUCAUCACUGUGGGGAAGCCUUUGGAUUUUGAGAGAAAGCCGUCAUACACGGUAGAAAUCCAGGUCCGGAACACACAGGUGGACCCUCGUUUUAUGUCUGCGGGCUCCAAAGACAUGGCCACGGUCCGGAUUGGAGUGGACGACGUGGACGAGCCGCCGCUGUUCGACAAAGCCAGCUAUGUGAUGGAGGUGAAGGAAGAUGCUGCAGUGGGCGUGGCCGUGGGCUCAGUCAGUGCCAUGGACCCCGAUGGAGCUCGCAGCAUGGUCAAGUACUCUAUCGACCGCCGUACCGACAUGGACCGCCUGUUCAAUGUACAUCCAGGGAAUGGAUCUGUGUUCCUGCUCAAAGGCCUGGACAGAGAGGAGGCUGCCUGGCAUAAUAUCUCAGUCAUCGCUACUGAGUCCAAUAAUCCCCGUCAGAGCAGCCAUGUUCUGGUCUACAUCCGCCUGCUGGAUAUCAACGACAACGCACCCACCUUCGCCGCUGUGUAUGAAACCUUUGUCUGUGAGAGGACAAGCAGUGGUCAGCGGAUCCAGACAGUGAGUGCUGUUGAUGCCGAUGAGCCGUCAACGGGACACAAGUUCUUCUUCAGCCUUCUCCAGACCCACCGCAGCAACUUCUCUGUCAAAGACAAUGGAGAUAACACUGCUGGCAUCCUGACACGACGAGGCAGCUACAGCCGCCUUCAUCAGAGUGUCUACCUGGUUCCCGUGGUGAUCACCGACAGCGACUACCCAAUGCAGAGCAGUACCGGCACUCUCACUGUGAGGGUGUGCACCUGCGACCGGGACGGCAACAUGGAACUGUGCAAUGCAGAGGCUCUGAGCAGCUCUCCUGGUCUCAGCACUGGAGCUCUUAUCGCCAUCCUCCUGUGUGCCAUCAUACUGCUGAUGAUCAUGGUUCUAUUCACAGCUUUGAAACGACAGAGAAAGCAGGAGCCUCUCAUCAUCUCCAAGGAGGACGUGCGGGACAACGUGGUGAGCUACAAUGACGAGGGCGGCGGAGAGGAGGACACCCAGGCGUUCGACAUCGGAGCACUGCGACACCCGGACACUGUCGCCACUUUAGAGGAGUCGGCCAAGCAGAGGCGGGACAUCAUCCCCACUGACGCCCUGCUGUAUUCACCACACCACCGACCGGCCCCCGCCUCGUCCGACCUCAUCCCACCACCAGUCGGCAUGGCAUCACGGGAUAACGGGGAUGUCCGCGAGUUUAUAAAUCAGAAAGUGCUGGAGAACGACUGUAACCCGACAGCGCCGCCGUACGACUCGCUGGCCACCUACGCCUACGAGGGCGCAGGCUCCGUGGCGGAGUCCCUGAGCUCACUGGGCUCAGUGUCGUCCGAGGCUGAGCAGGACUACCACUACCUGAGUGACUGGGGACCCAGGUUCAGGAGACUAGCGGACCUGUACGGUGCUGAGGACUGUGACUUCUCUUAACAAAGUCAGCUGCAGGAAAGAUGUUGACCAACGCAGGGCCAAAGACGGCAACCUCUAACUACCACAGACUCUAUAUUAGAGAUUGGGAACAUUACUGAUGAGCUUUAAGGAAAUUGUAGAACUUUUAAAAAUACAGAUGGCACACAAUCCACGUGAUGAAGCUACCUGACCCUUGACCUGUCUUCAUUGCACAUGGAGCCAAACAUGUGUGUACCAAGUCAUUUUCAAAAGGGGACAUUUCAUUUUGUCAACUGGAAGUAACAGAUGUAGAAAUGUAAAUGAAUCAGCCCAAUUAUUGUUGGUUUCGAAUCAAAAUUUUUGUAUUUUGAAUUGAGAAUUGGACUUAAAAUACGAAGAUAUUGCUUUGGUUUGAAUCUGUCUUGGGUAACCAAAUACCCAUUUUGCAGAGCCUUUCAUGCUGCUUUACGUGUGUCAUCUAAGGCAAACUGAAGUGUUGGGAACUGGGUCAGUCAUAAAAAAAACCAGAGCAGUUAUUUCAGGAUUUGACCACAUGCACCGCUGUAAAUAUGAAGUGAAGUUUGUAUCUUCUUAAGUGCCCUUCUGCUGCCCUUCAGGCUGAGCUGUGGAUGCCGGUAGGUUGGCAGAGACUGGAGGGAGCUACUUUUUUUUUGAAACAUUUUGUCUUUUUUCCCCGUGUUGUACAAAAGGAGCAUUUCAGAGGAGCUGUCCUGAGAGACCUUCGCCUUUUUCAGAACACAGUGCAUUUAGUUCCAUGAGUUGUCCUCUUUCACUCACGUGUUUUCCUGUUAACGCAGGUUUGAUUUUUUUUUUGUGCCGUAAACAAAAAGAAUACAGAUGCUUAUGGCGUAAUGUUUCAUUUUUUAGCUUCAUGAUUAAGUGUAUAUUCUGUCAGAAAUGUGGUUGAACUGAAUCAUAUUGGAAGUAUACUGUUAUAUCAAUCUUUAAUUUCACCGCAGUCAUUGUUCUACAACAAAGUACAACUUCAGAUAUUAUACAAUGUUAGAGAACGCCUUUUCAUUGAGUGUAUGCUUUAUAUACAAACGUAUAAGGAGUAAGCCCCGCCUUCACAGUCGAGCUGUCACUUUAUGUCCUAAAUUCAGAUUACAGUUUGAGUGUGAAUAAACUUAGCAAACUCAAAAUUUAAAAUGUUUUAGCACAUCAAGCCGUUAUAAGGCCGAUUAUAGUUUUGGUAGCUGCACAAAUACAUAUUUUUAUAAUGGAUCAAAUAGUACAUGCCAUUCUCCCAAGAGGCCACAAAAGCAAUAAAGGCAGGUUCAACACAAAAUUAUAACAACAUUAUGACAACAACAAAUCCAAAGUCAGGUGUUUGCUUGUGGAGGAAACGGAGGCAGAACGUCACUGUUACGUACCGUUAGCUUAGGCUUUGGUUCUGUGGGUUGCAUUCAUAUGAAUUGUGUGUUGGGGCUCAUUUGUUCAAACCUGACCAUUGAAAAAGUGGCAGCCCUCCUUCACAGCCAGCAUUGCUGCUUGAAUGUCUUUCAAUGACUGCUAACUUCAUCUUUCUGUGCUCAGUUUGAUUCAGCCCACCCUUUGAGGUUUUGUUGUUAAAUGUUGUAAUUACCUGACGCUGCGAGGCAGACUAUUCAGCAUUUGCUUUGAUGUCACAGUGAUAACUGAAGCAAAAGGUCAAAAUCACAACAGGUAACCUCAGUGCUAUGUUCAUUAUAACAUAUUGAAAGUGAGGGAGACAACUACAAAAUCAGGGUCAUUUAUUGAUUCAGACAUUUUGUUAUCCUGAAAUAAUAAGAGGAGUUGGUAUUGUGUGUUUUGUCUGUUUCAGUGAGAGCAGCCGUCUGUUCCAGUGUUUUGUGACCGUGGUCUGCUCUAAAGGCUUCAAGAUGAAAUGUCCACGUAUUUUUCUUUUUCGUAUGAUUCAUUCUUUUUCUACCAAAUAUUAUGUAUAGGACACAAUGAUAUCAAUGAUAUUCUUGAAGGGAAAAAAAAAA
Messenger RNA from Anarrhichthys ocellatus (wolf-eel), 4563 nucleotides. RefSeq names its product cadherin-6-like. Gene Ontology annotation, cellular component: catenin complex; plasma membrane; adherens junction. The transcript is spliced from 12 exons. Bases 197 to 2614 code for a protein of 805 amino acids. NCBI's taxonomy places the organism in Eukaryota, Metazoa, Chordata, Actinopteri, Perciformes, Anarhichadidae. Gene Ontology annotation, biological process: cell morphogenesis; synaptic membrane adhesion; cell-cell junction assembly. Gene Ontology annotation, molecular function: beta-catenin binding; calcium ion binding; cadherin binding. The record is from RefSeq and is a predicted model, not a curated record.